AUGGUCCCGGUGGUACUGGAAAAACGUAUCUGUAUCAUACUCUUCUCACUAAGGUUAGAGCAGAAUCAGGAAUUGCUUUGGCAAGUGCUUCUUCAGGUAUCGCAGCAACUCUUUUACCAGGUGGUCGGUCGUACUGCUCACAGUACUUUCAAUAUACCUCUCAAGACAGACCAAACAUCAGCCUGCCACUUCUCAAAACAAUCAAACACUGCUAAACUUUUGAAGGAAGCAAAGCUGAUUAUUUGGGAUGAAGCACCAAUGACUCACAAGCACGCAUUUGAGGCUGUAGACAGAUCGCUUCAUGAUUUGAUGUCCUCAGUACAUCCUUCUUAUGCUGGAAAGCAUUUUGGUGGAAAAGUCGUUGUUCUUGGAGGGGAUUUUCGUCAAGUUCUCCCGGUAGUCAAGAAAGGUAGAAGGGCAGAUGCAGUUGCAGCCUCUUUGAAGGCAUCGUACUUGAUGUCUCAUACUAAAAGUCUCAGACUGACUCAAAAUAUGAGACUCACCAACGAUGAAGGCUCUUUCUCAUCUCAAUUCGGUUCUAACGAUUUCGCUCAAUACUUGCUCCGUAUUGGUGAAGGAUCUGACCAACAUCAAUUUGGUGAUACUCUGGCCAUUGACCCCCAUUUGGAUUGUAGUUACAUUGAAAGCUACAGCGAGAUUAUUGAAAUUGCUUUUGGUAAUGUAUCUAUGAUGUCUUCACCGACGUCCUUUAUAGACACAACUAUCCUGGCAGCAACGAAUGCGGUGAUGGAUCAGAUAAACGAUCUAGCUCUGGUAGCAUUUUCUGGAGAAUCUGUUGUAUAUCUAUCCAACGAUGAACAUAUCAUUGAUUCAGGGUCUCCGUCUAAUACACCUGUUGAGUAUCUGAAUAGGUUGAAACCUUCUGGAAUGCCUCCACAUGAACUAAAGCUGAAAGUCAACCAGCCUAUCAUGUGUCUUCGAAACAUCAAUCCAAGACAAGGCCUAUGCAAUGGAACCCGUCUUAUAGUCAGAAAUUUGAUGAGAAAUACGAUUGAAGCCGAAAUUGCAUGCGAUAGCCACCAAGGGAACUUUGUAUACAUUCCAAAAGUUUCGCUGCACAGUGACCAAGACACCGCAGAACUCGAGGGAAAGCUGUCAAGAACGCAAUUUCCAGUGCAAAGCGCCUUCGCUAUCACUAUAAACAAAGCUCAAGGGCAAACCCUCCGCAAUGUUGUCGUUUCUUUGCUGGACCCCGUUUUCUCCCAUGGACAGUUGUAUGUUGCUCUAUCAAGAGUAACAACAUUGAAUCAUCUCAAAAUUGUUUUACAAAAGGCUGAAAACGAACAAUCAAGACAAACUAUAAACGUUGUCUAUCAAGAAAUUCUUUCUUAA
Messenger RNA from Mucor velutinosus, 1353 nucleotides. RefSeq lists its product as uncharacterized. Gene Ontology annotation, biological process: DNA repair; telomere maintenance. Bases 1 to 1353 code for a protein of 450 amino acids. Gene Ontology annotation, molecular function: DNA helicase activity. The transcript has a single exon. NCBI's taxonomy places the organism in Eukaryota, Fungi, Mucoromycota, Mucoromycetes, Mucorales, Mucoraceae. The record is from RefSeq and is a predicted model, not a curated record.